GUGUUUGCUCACAUGCUCCUCUCAGUCAGUCUGAAGUUCAUUUUCACCAAACGGAGCAAGGACCUCACUCAGGGGAUGAAAUAUCUGAGGUGUCCAAGAAGCUGUGGUGCGUCCACAAACAGCUGAUCCUGUGCUACACUCCACUUGUGUUUCUGCCUUUAAUUUUUACUCUACCGGAAAAGGAGGGAAAAUGCCUUUACGUGGUGGUGAUGAUGGCUACAUUUUGGUGCACAGAGGCCCUGCCUUUGGCUGUCACAGCAAUGCUUCCAGUCUGCCUCUUCCCAACAAUGGGAAUUCUUCCAGCCAAAAAAGUCUGUCCUCAAUACUUCAUUGAAACCAACUUUCUUUUCCUCAGUGGUCUUGUGAUGGCAUCAUCUAUUGAAGAAUGGGGUCUGCAUCGCAGAAUAGCACUCAAGGUUCUUAGUAUUGUUGGAGUAAAACCAGCCUGGCUCAUCAUGGGAAUGAUGCUGACCUCAUCCUUCCUGUCCAUGUGGCUCAGCAACACUGCCACAACAGCCAUGAUGCUCCCUAUUGCAAAUGCCAUUCUGGAGAGUCUUUUUGGUGACCUGGAGACUCUGAAGCAAAAGUCCAAAUCCCCUGAGGAGCAAGACAAUGCUGUGAUAAAUGGCCAAUCAUCUGUGAAGUUGCAUUCACUGCCGUCAGAGCCUGCUGAAAAACAAAUGCUGUCAAUUGAAGGAAUUUCUGAUGUAACGGAGCCGACUGACCUGAGGACAGCUGAGGAGAUCCGAUCAGAGGCACAGUAUCAGCUGAAAGUGUGGAAAGGAUUCUUGAUCUGUAUUCCCUAUGCAGCCAGUAUCGGAGGGACCGCCACGCUCACAGGCACCGCACCAAACCUCAUCCUGAUUGGACAGCUAAAAAGUUACUUCCCAGAAUGCGAUCUUAUCAACUUUGGCUCUUGGUUUGCAUUCGCUUUCCCACUUAUGCUUCUCUUCCUGUUUUUGGGAUGGAUAUGGAUCUCUUUUCUCUAUGGGGGGUUGAAUACAAGGUUGUGCUUCACAAAACAUGACCACAGAGCCCAAGCAGAGGCCAAAGCCAAAGCUCUAAUAAAAGAAGAUUACAGAAAACUAGGGCCCAUAAAUUUUGCAGAAGGAGCCAUCUCCUUCUUUUUUGCCUUAUUUGCUGUUCUUCUCUUCACGAGAGACCCUAAAUUUAUCACUGGCUGGUCAGUGUUUUUUAAAAAAGGGUACGUCUCAGACGCCGUCACUGGUGUGAUUAUUGUGUCCAUCUUGUUCUUCUUCCCUUCACAGAAACCUUCUCUGAGAUGGUGGUUUGAUCCACAAGCUUUAAACACUCCUUAUGUUCCUCUCCUGUCGUGGAAAAAAGCCCAGGACUCUGUUCCUUGGAAUAUCAUUCUGCUACUUGGGGGUGGUUUCGCAAUGGCCAAAGCUUGUGAGGAAUCUGGCCUCGCAUCCUGGAUCGGAGGCCACCUCCAGCCUUUGGCCGAAGUCCCUCCUGCUGCAGCUGUGAUGUUGAUCACUGCUUUUCUGGCCUGCUUCACUGAGUUUGCAAGCAACACUGCCACAAUUAUCAUAUUUCUACCUGUCAUUGCUGAACUGGCCCUUCAUGUCACUGUGAACCCUCUUUACUUCAUGAUUCCUGCCACAGUAGGAUGUUCAUACGCCUUCAUGCUGCCAGUGUCCACACCACCCAACUCUAUUGCAUUUGCAUCAGGACAUCUCAUGGUCAAAGACAUGGUGAAAGCUGGCUUUGUCAUGAACAUCCUGGGUAUCCUCUCGGUCUCUCUGGCUAUGAACACUUGGGGCGUCGCCAUGUUCAGUUUAAACACUUAUCCAGAAUGGGCUCACUCUAUCAACAAAACUGCUGUUAUAACUAACUUAUCUUCUAUCCAGCCACUCAAUGCUACGCUCUGAUUACCCUCAUAAUUAAAAAUGAACAGUCAUGUGAAAGAGAAAUUACAGCCUCUUUAAGAUCUAAGGUUUUACUUAUAAGGACAAACCACAUAAUUAUUUGGUCCUUACAAGGUUUUUU
Molecule: messenger RNA, 2010 nt
Organism: Melanotaenia boesemani (Boeseman's rainbowfish)
Lineage: Eukaryota; Metazoa; Chordata; Actinopteri; Atheriniformes; Melanotaeniidae
Gene: slc13a3
Product: solute carrier family 13 member 3
Exons: 13
Coding region: 210-1892 (560 amino acids)
Biological process (GO): citrate transport; monoatomic anion transmembrane transport
Cellular component (GO): membrane
Molecular function (GO): sodium:dicarboxylate symporter activity; citrate transmembrane transporter activity; succinate transmembrane transporter activity
Source: RefSeq, a predicted model, not a curated record